Molecule: messenger RNA, 348 nt
Organism: Cydia splendana
Lineage: Eukaryota; Metazoa; Arthropoda; Insecta; Lepidoptera; Tortricidae
Exons: 1
Coding region: 1-348 (115 amino acids)
Source: RefSeq, a predicted model, not a curated record
AUGCAACAUAUUACAUCUAACAAUCUUUUGAAUAGCCAGCAGUAUGCCUACCAGACAGGUCGUUCAACGACGGACGCGGCGCGCGAUGUGGUCGCGCGAGUGAUGGUGCAUCUCGAGGGCGGGCGGCAGGUCGCAGCGAUAUUCUGCGACCUUUCGCGCGCCUUUGAGAUGAUCGACCACUCAUUGCUCCUCUCGAAACUGGCACGCUACGGCUUCGAGGGCAACUUUCUCAACACGAUUGCCUCUUUUCUCAGCAAUCGACAGCAAAGCACUGUUGUUCUCGGCGUGAAGUCAAACCUCGAACCCGUAGGGGCUUGUGCGGUACCGCAAGGAUCGAUGAUGGCCUGA